AUGGAAUACGAAAAUAAGAAGAAGGCUCUGUUCGACAUACUCGAUGCUGAAGAAAAGAAGCUUGAAGGAUCAUGUCUCACACAAAGACAAGAGGAAAAUCCAAGAAAAAGACAAUUUAACUCAAAAAGAGACAGAGAUUCAAGUAUUGAAAGAUAUAAAAAGAAUGAAAGUAUUUUCAAACGACCUGCACUGCCUAUUAACAAGUGUCUGAGUGUUAGACAACGACCAGAUUAUGAGAAAAAUCCACAAAGAUAUCAGCACUACACUUUAACCGAUGUUAGUGAUACAUCAGACCGUAUGAAUGCAUCAGCAGCGUUCUCAUUUUUAAGAGAAAUGGAGCAAAGGAAGCAGCAGGAAGAGGAAAACAAUGAUUCUGGAUCAUCAAAAAUUGUAUUUAAAAACUCAACGAAAUUGAAGCCAAAAGCUACAGAAGAUACAGAAAAGAAGGAGAAGAUCCAAGGAAACAAAUUUGUUAUGAAGGAGUACGUUAUAGGUGAAAAGAAGCAAAAGCCCAAAAAGGAAGUGCCACGUGAUAAAAAUUCUGGAUCUGCAAAACAGCUUCGAUUGUCACAUUUAAAUGAUGAAGAAGAGGAUGAUGAAUAA
Messenger RNA from Chironomus riparius, 603 nucleotides. The record is from the annotation of a GenBank genome assembly. Lineage: Eukaryota; Metazoa; Arthropoda; Insecta; Diptera; Chironomidae.